GCUUCGGGGCAACUCCACGUAAGACGGGAUUGCGCAGGCGCGCAGGGAUAACCUCCACACCCAGAAACAGAAACCACAAAAUUGUUCGAGAAGCCACAUCGCUGGGUCAGGCGAUCCGCCCUGAGACUUCAAUCGAUUCCCUUCAUUCCACCUCCCAGCCGGGUCUGGCCAGAACAGACGCCGAAUACUACGUUGAUUGACAGUCCAAAUGCCCUGCUUCGUGAAUCCCAGAUUCGCUUGAUGGCCGCCCAUAUACGAACCUGCGCGCCAAAACUUUCCUGCAUAGGUAGAUGCCAUGGCAGCACCGGGUAAACGUGGAGCAGGAUGGGGGUCCUUCCUCUCGCAGGCCGUGGCUGGGGUCGAGGCCCGGCUAGACAAUAUGCUCGCCGAGAACGAAGACUCUCCCAACAAGGACCCCAACAAGGACCCCAAGUCCUCCUCCUCAUCCACCCCAGCGGCUGCACCAGCUUCGCCCCAGAAGCAGAGCCCAGCUCCCUCAAGGACGGCCUCGACCAACCGUGCCAAUGACAGACUCCAGGAGCGCCUUGCGAGGGCGCUUGCCGCCAAGUCCGCCGGCCAGAGGCCCGAUGGCUCGUCUGCGAAGCCUGCCCCGUCGUCCCAGGCCAGUCCCCGUCAGAGUUCCGACCUCCCCAGUCGCGUGUCCACCGACAGUACCGAUCGAUCGAGCCAGCUGCUACAGGAGCCGAUUUCCAAACGAGCUUCUCAAGAAGUGCCGCGGGCAUCCGAGGAGACGCCGCCUCAAGCCGUAGGUGCUGGCGCAAGUAUAUCGAACGGGGAAAACGGCAGCCAAGAAAAUGUCUAUAAAGGAGCCAAUGGUCAGAGGAGGUCUGAGGAACAAGUGCCUCCAGCUGUGGUCCUCGAGGAGAAUACAGCCAUUACACCGGAGCUUUCAGAGGCGACCGACAACCCUGAAUCUGGUGGGGAGGCUACAGAGGCAGGUGAUGGAGACAAGGCCAAAGAGUUGCAAAAGGCCAUGGAGGAGGCACAACUACAGUACCAGGAAGAGAUUCACAGUUACGUCGAGCGCAUCGAUGCCCUUGAAUCCAAGCUCCAGUUUCUUGCUCGAGAAACCACAGACUCGGCAAGGAAAACAGCCCUCGCCGCAGCAGCCGGCAGCGUGGAGAGGAAGCUGGCCGAGAAAGACCAGCAAAUAGCACAACUGAUGGAAGAAGGGAAGAACCUGGCAAGCACUGAGCAGAAGCAUAGAGCUAUCAUGAAGAAGCUGCGCCUAAAACUUGCUGAAGAUGAGAAAGAGCUUGGCACCCUGAAGGAUUCGUGGGACAAGACAACUGGGGAGCUCGAGCUCUUGCGCAACCGAGCCCGUCAAGCUGACGAGUUGGAGAAGGCACACCAAGACUUGCAGCGCCGUCUUGAUCAGUCGCAAAAGGAGCUUGGCGCAUUACGACCUGAGGUCAGCUCAAAAGACGCCGUGAUUGCAGACCUGAAAGCAAAGCUCGAGGCGGCAACUGACCAGGCCGACGAAAUGACUGCGAAAGCCAACAACAAGGGGAGGGAACAGGAUCGCCGGCGCAUCGCAGAACUAGAAGAAUCGGUAGCUGCCCUACAAGUUGAGAAGGAUUUGGUUGCAGACCGAGCGAAGAUACAAGCGACUGAGCUCAGGGAGAAGGCCGAACGAGCCAACGAGCGGUGCCGGGCAUUAGAGCUCGAGAUGAAGGCAGAGGCCCAAGUCAUGGAGAGCAAGCUGGAGGCGAUUCGCGCCCGGGCCGAGGAGGCAUCAUCAGGCGCCACGGGAGACUCACAGGCCAAACUGCUUAGGCAGGUCGAGACCCUUCAGACACAGUACUCGAUAGCCAGCGAUAAUUGGCAAGGUAUCGAGAGCACUCUGUUGGCUCGCAUCGCGGGCUUGGAGAAAGAGCGCGACGAGGCACUCCGUCGGGAAUCUGAAAUGAGGAAGAAGGCCCGCGAAGCUGCCCUCCGUGCUAAGCGAAACGAGGAGGAGCUCGAGGUAGCAAAUACAAGGCUUCCAGGUUUCCAGGACGAUGUCAAGGCCUACCAGUCCCAACUCGAGGCUCUAAAGAGGCGCGCAGAGCGGGCGGAAGGCGCCUUGUCCGAGUCGAAGACAGAGCUGGAGAAACAGAAGAACAUGUGGAAAGCCGAGAAGGAGGAACGCCAGGAUCGGGCAGAUCAGGAACGUCGCGGAUGGCUGGAAGAUUUGCCCAGCGCGUCCUUCAGGGUCAACAGCCGACCGGAAUCGCCGCUGCUGACCAUGUCCCAGCGCACCUUCAGCUCUGACUUGCUCGGGUUGGAGGGCCUGCCGACCAAGGUCAGGAAGGUAUCCGCGCCUUCUAGUAAUAGCGGCAUUGGCAGUGGUGACCGUCCUUUCAGCCGGCGGCCUUCGGCCCAACCGCCAGCGCGGCCGUCAAUCCAGGGCGGCAUAACGGGCCACUCCACGUCUCCGUUCAGCCCGACCAUAGAUUCGUUGCCUACGCCAUCGACACACCCGAUGGACAGAGACGAUGCGUUUGAGAAUGCCGAGACCCCGUCCUCGCCUCAUCAGGUCAUGCAGGACAUGGUUUCGGUCUCGACGGUAGCUGCAGGACCGUCGGUGCAGCUUGUAGAGCGCAUGAGCGCAGCCAUUCGCCGGUUGGAGAGCGAGAAGGUCAGCGCGCGAGAAGAGCUAGCUAGGAUAUCCAACCAGCGAGACGAAGCCAGGGCGGAGAUCCUGGCGUUGAUGAGGGAGGUGGAAUCAGGCAAGGAGGCAACGCAGCGGGUUGCCCAGCUCGAGACUGAGGUUGCAGAGAUAAACUCGAGAUACGAGACGACGCUAGAGCUCCUUGGGGAGAAGAGUGAGCUCGUCGAGGAGCUACGCGCCGAUGUCCAGGACGUCAAAGCCAUGUAUAGAGAUCUGGUUGAGAGGACUGUGAAGUGAUGGGCCAUUUUAUACCUAAAGGAAGCUAAAGGCAAACAUUAUUAAUGAUCAUACCCCGACUUCAUUUCAAAACCACCCGUUCCAGUCAGGCCCGCACUCUAUGGAGCUCGAUGCCUUCACCCUCUGCCAUCCGCUCGAUAUACUUUCUGACCUA
This is a messenger RNA of Phialemonium atrogriseum, 3065 nucleotides long. Its product is annotated as TATA element modulatory factor. The record is from RefSeq and is a predicted model, not a curated record. Gene Ontology annotation, cellular component: endoplasmic reticulum; Golgi apparatus. Bases 296 to 2911 code for a protein of 871 amino acids. NCBI's taxonomy places the organism in Eukaryota, Fungi, Ascomycota, Sordariomycetes, Cephalothecales, Cephalothecaceae. The transcript is spliced from 3 exons.